Molecule: messenger RNA, 15795 nt
Organism: Meriones unguiculatus (Mongolian gerbil)
Lineage: Eukaryota; Metazoa; Chordata; Mammalia; Rodentia; Muridae
Product: ATP-binding cassette sub-family A member 9
Exons: 39
Coding region: 9424-14295 (1623 amino acids)
Biological process (GO): transmembrane transport; lipid transport
Cellular component (GO): membrane; intracellular membrane-bounded organelle
Molecular function (GO): ATP binding; ATP hydrolysis activity; ABC-type transporter activity
Source: RefSeq, a predicted model, not a curated record
UUUUUAAUAUUGGUUACAGUUUACUAACUUUGUAUCCCACCUGUACCCCCCUCCCAUGUUCCCUCCCAAUUCCACCCUCCCUCCCUCAUCUCCUCCCUGCUCCUCUCUAUCAGUCUACUGAUAGGGAAGGUCCUCCUCCCUUUGCAUCUGACCCUAGCUUAUCCGGUCACUUCAGGACUGGCUGCAAUGUCCUCCUCUGUGGCCUGGCAAGGCUGCUCCUCCCUUGGGAGGGGGGAAUCAAAGAGCCAGUCACUGAUUUCAUGUCAGAGACAGUCCCUGUUCCCCUUACUAGGGAACCCACUUGGAUACUGAGCUGCCAUGGGCUACAUCCGAGCAGGGGUUGUAGGUUAUAUCCAUGCAUGGUGCUUGGAUGGAGAAACAGUCACAGAAAAGACCCCUGUGCCAGAUAUAUUUAGUCCUUGUGGAGAUCCUGACCUCUCCAGGUCAUACUAACUUCCCUUCUUUCAUAUGAUUCCCUGUACUCUGCCCAAAGUUUGGCUAUGAUUCUCAGCAUGUGCUUUGAUACACUGCUAGGUAGAGUCUUUCAGAGGCUCUCUGUGGUAGGCUCCUGUCCUGUUACUUGUUUUCUCCUACUUCCAAUGUCCAUCCCAUUUGUAUUUCUAAGUGAGGAUUGAUCAUCUUACCUCCGGUCCUCUUUCUUGUUUAUCUUCUUUAGGUGUACAGAUUUUAGUAUGUUUAUCCUAUCUUAUAGGUCUAGUACCCACUUAUAAGUGAGUAUAUACCGUGUGUGUCUUUCUGCUUCUGGGAUAUCUCACUCAGGAUGACCUUUUUUAGAUCUCACCAUUUAGCUGCAAAUUUCAUCAUUUCCUUGUUUUUAAUUGUUGAGUAGUAUUCCAUUGUGUAAAAGUACCACAGUUUCUGUAUCCAUUCUUCUUGAAAGAAAAAUUCUCAAUUUCAUAUGGAGAAACAAAAAACCCAGAAUUUUCAAAAUGAUUCUGUACAACAACAGAUCAUCUGGAGGUAUCUCCAUCCCUGAUCUCAAGCUGUACUACAGAGCAAUAAUAGUAAAAACUGCAUGGUACUGGCAUAGAAACAGAAAGGUGGAUCAAUGGAACCGAAUAGAAGAUCCAGAAAUAAACCCACAUACCUAUGAAUACUUGGUUUUUGACAAAGAAUCCAAAACCAUUCAAUGGAAAAAAGACAGCAUCUUCAACAAAUGGUGCUGGUCCAACUGGAUGUCUACAUGCAGAAAAUGAAAAUAGAUCCAUAUUUAUCACCCUGCACAAAACUAAAGUCCAAAUGGAUCAAAGACCUCAACAUGAAACCAGACACACUAAAUCGGUUAGAAGAAAAAGUGGGGAAGAGUCUAGAAUUCAUUGGCACAGGGGACAAUUUCCUGAACAGAACACCAACAGCACAGGCUCUAAGAGAAACAAUCAAUAAAUAAGACUUCAUGAAACUGAAAAGCUUCUGUAAAGCAAAAGACACUGUCGUCAGAACAAAACGACAGCCUACAGACUGGGAAAGGAUCUUCACCAAUCCUAUAUCUGACAGAGGGCAAAUAUUCAGAAUAUAUAAAGAACUAAAGAAGUUAAAAAGCAACAAAUCAAGCAAUCCAAUUAAAAAAAUGAGGUACAGAGCUAAACAGAAUUCUCUGUAAAGGAAUAUCGAAUGGCAAAGAAACACUUAAAGAAAUGCUCAAUGUCUUUAGCCAUCAGGGAGAUGCAAAUCAAAACGACCCUGAGAUUUCACCUUACACCCAUCAGAAUGGCUAAAAUCAAAGACUCAAGUGACAACACAUGCUGGAGAGGUUGUGGAGAAAGGGGAACCCUCCUCCACUGCUGGUGGGAAUGUAACCUUGUACAACCACUUUGGAAAUCAAUCUGGUGCUUUCUCAGAUAAUUAGAAAUAAUGCUUCUUCAAGAUCCAGCUAUACCACUCCUAGGCAUAUAUCCAAAAUAUGCUUAAGUACACAACAAGGACAUUUGCUCAACCAUGUUCGUAGCAGCUUUAUUCGUAAUAACCAGAACCCGGAAACAACCCAGAUGUCCAUCAACAGAGCCAAACAUUUUAAGUGAUGCUACAAGUUGAACAUUUCUCACCUGAGAUUUGACAGGUCAUGGUCAAAUCAAGGCUUGUUAAAACUACUGUAUUAAUUUACUUUUGGGCUAUGUAUGUCAGAUGCAUUUGAAACACAAGUGAAUUGCGUGCCAAGAUAUAAGUCCUAUAUCCAAGAAAUCUAACUGUGCAUAUACCAGUAUUUCAAAAUCUGAAACACUUCAGCAUUUUUUAAUAAGAAAUAGUCAGCCUGUAGCAUCCUUAUAGCCAAAGGAUCUACUUCCAAAUCUAUGAAAAAUAAUCUAUAGUUACUCUUCUGGAGCCAACAGUCCCUUUUAAGAGUUUCUACAGUUUUCAAAGACAUGUUUUCCUUUAUGUUUCCAAGAAACAUGAGAACUUUCAGUUUUCCUAUAUGUAAAGAAAUGCUCACUUUCGAAAUGCUUACUUGUCAGAGGCAAAAGAAUUAAAAUUUAAGUAUUAUGGAUUUAAGCUAAUGAAGACGUAUAUUUAAAUCUCUACCUGGGGCUAUUGUCUAACAGACUGGACACUGCAGUUCCAAAGUUAAUCAUUUUCAACUGUAAGUUUUACAGGAAAUUUAGCCACGAUCAUGCUUCUCUCCUUCAAACAACACAUUUAAAACAUAUUUUCUCCAUUGUGCUUGCUACCCUCCCACAAAAUUAGUCAUUCUUAUCAUGAUUCUCUCCAUCAACAUUCAUUUCGUUUACAAAUGAAUUUAAAAAUUUUGAGCAUGAGACUACUUCCUUCUAAGUAAAAUUGUUAGUAGUUCCUUCAGAGAUAAUCACAAAAGUAAAAAAUCUCAGUUUUUUUUUCUGUAAACAUGCUCACUCAACCCUUAUACAAUGAAUUAUAUUUCAGCUGUCUCAUCAAUCAGCAUUUGUAUUUGUCUUUCAUUGUUUACCAGUUUUAGUAGUCAAUGUUUCUAUCAAUUCAUUAAUUUCAGUUGUUAAGUUACCUUUUCAUUGAUUGGCUUUAUGAUUUCAUCCAUGUGUAUAAUGUAUUUUGAUUGUGCUUACUCUCAUUACCGUCUCUUCUUGUAUACCUCCCAUUCCACUGGACUCUUUCUGCUUCCUCCCUAGUUCUUUUUCUAUUUGUGUGUGUGUUGCUGAGUUUAACUAGGGCUAUGUGAAUGAGCAAAGAGGGGCAUUAUUUAUCACACUAUGACAAAUUUAUCAGUGGCUACACUGAAAAAAUGGCUUGCCCUUUGUCUUGAUUGUUUCUUUUUUCUUUUAUUUGUCACAAGCAAUGGUGUGGGAACAUUUAUAAGACUGGCCUGUAUACAAGUCUAUGGGGCAUUUUCUUCAUUAAUGAUUAAUAAGGGAGAGCCCAAUCCACUGUGGGAGGUGUUAUCUCUGAGAUGUUCAUGGAUUGUAUGAGAAAGCAGGCUGCCAAAGUCGUGGGGAACAAGCUAGUGAGCAGCGUUCCUCUGUAGCCUCUGCCUCAGUUCCUGCAUCCAGGUUCCUGCCUGGAGCUCCUGCCCUGCCUCCCCUCAGUGAUGGAAUGUGACUUGAAAAUUGCAGAUGGAAUACCUUUCUUCCUAAGCUUCCAUGUCUAUGAUUACCUAUCACUUCCACUUCCCCUGGUCAGUGUUGUAAUUUUGUAAUGGUUGGACUUGUACAGGUCUUGUAUAUCCUAUCACAUUACUUUGGUUCAUUUAUCAGUCCUUUUGUGUCUGGAAAAUGCGGUUUCCUUGGAGUUGUUCAUCACCUUUGCCCUUAUGAUCUUUUUUCCUCUUCUGCAUAGCUUCCUCAGUCUUGAGGAGAGGGAUGUGGCAUAGACAUUUAAAGCUGAGUCCAACAUUGUUUUGUCAGUUUGCACAGUGUCCAGUUGUGUAUCUUCAUGUUAAUAACCAUGUACUGCAAGAAAAAGCCUCUCUGAUGUGCCACUUAUUAAUGGGCACAACAAUAUAUCAUUAGGAGUCAUUUUAUUGCUGCAGCUAUUUAGCAGAUCCACUUAGCCCAAGGUUCUUGGCCUCAUUUAGUGUCAGGUAUGGGUUCCAUCUCAUGGAGCAGACAUUAAGUACAAUUUUUAAAAGAUGUUGGUUACUCCCACAAUAUUUGUGCCACUAUUACAGCCAGUGUGUAUAGCUUGCACUCGCGAUGCUGUUGUAGCUCACAGGGUUUUAGCCAAGUGUGACACUGAUGAUUACUUUUCCACUCUUGAACACGAAUAGAGAUUUCCUAAAAUAUGACACAUGAAAUGAAGCUUGAAUGGAGUUACCAUAUAAUGGAGGAGACAAUGCUGACUAGACAUUAUAUGCUAUCAACUAAAUUUUCUAGAACCAGGAAUGGGUUACAUCUUUUUGAACUGUGGGCCAAUGUCAUCCUAUAAAUGCCACCUCAAUUAAAACAUCAGCUAUGGCCAGUAUUAGGGGUUACCCUCCACAAAAGUGAUCAAAAGCUGGCAAGCGAGUCUGUGUCCAAUGCACUCCCUCCUUCUCUUACUAGAGGACCCACUUGAGUCCUAAGCUUCCCAUCUGCUACAUCUUUGUAGAGAAUCUAAGUCCAGUUCCUGCAUAGUGUUUGGUUGAUGCUUCAUUCUCAGCAAACCACUCUGGACCCUGGUUAGUUGGCUCUGUUGGUCUUCUUGUGGAGCUCGGGUCAUCUCCAGGUCCUUUUCUCUUUUCUCACACACACACUUUACCACAAGACUACCCAUGCAUCACCCAGUGUUUGACUGUGAGUUUCAGCAUCUGUUUUUGAGGCACUGCUAGGUAGUGCCUUUCAGAGGAAACUCUAUCAGGCUCCUGUAUGUGACUUUAACAGAGCAUUAUUUAUAGUGUCAGGGUUGGCAUUCUCCAAUAGGAUGGGUCUUUGGUUGGGCCAGGCACUGGUUGGGUAUUCCCUCAAUCUCUGUUUUAUCUGCUCUAUCUUUAUCCCUGGACAUCUUUUAGGCAUGGUAAAUUUUGAGUCCAAGUUUUUGUGGGUGGGUUGGUGUUCCCUACCCUCUGCUAGGUGACUAGUUAAUGGGAGUCCUCUUCAGUCUCUAUGACUUCUUCUAUUAGAAGUCUCUGUUUGAGGAGCCUACCCUGACUAAGGUCUCCAGCUUGACACAAAAAUAUCCUCAUCCUCAGUUUCUCUUAUCCCCACAGUCCUUUUGUCCUCUUGUUUUUCUCUCCACAGGUCUAUUCUCCACCCUCUUACCUCUCCUCUCUGUUCACACUUUUCAGCCAUUACCUCUGUUCACCGACCCUUCAUGUUUCAUCUUAAAAAAAAAAAAAAAAGCCAGAACCAAACAAGCCAUGAUGCUUCUCACCUAUAAUUGCAGCACUGGGGAGGAAGAGACAGGAAGACUGGUGUGAGUUUAAGGGUAGUUUAUUUAGUAAGACCCUGUACUUAACAACAACACACACAAACACACACAUGCAACACAACCCUCUCUUGACUCAAAACUACUAGGUUUUAGCUGCCAUGCAGAUUUUUCAUAACCAUACUUCUAGAAAACAAUAGGUAGCAUUUUCCUUUGUUUCUCCACUUCAUCUUCUUCACUAUACAUUUAAACUCAAAAUACAUAUUCUGAGCAACUUUAAUAUCCCAGGCCGUGUGGAAAGUAUAAUACAGAUUCUCUUUUUUUUAAGAUAAGAUAUUAUAAACCCAGGUCUUCUGCAAUAGUGGCCAGCACUCUUAACCCAUAUUCUUAGCUCUGUAUAUGGAUUCUUUAUUAUUAUUAUCUGUAUCUUUACACUAUGUAUGUCCAGUUUAUAAGGAAAUGAGUUGUAUAUAGUGUCCACUGUAUGUCAGAAGAGCCCCUGGCAGUGGUGUGCAACCCGAACAGGAUUAAAGAGGCAUUCUAGAGGCAAUGGUGAUCAAGUUGUGGCUAACUCCAGGAAAGAAAAGAGGGGUAAGUAAAAUCUGGUAUGGGUACAGUGCCGUAUUGCUGGAGCUGUAGACAUGGCAAGGGAAGGAUGCACAACCAGAAGGCAGGUCUUGUGUGUUUCCAGGGUAGGCAAGGCACCAUCAAAGCAUAUUUCUAAGAUGCAAGCAGGCAAAAGAUAGAGACGCACAAUGUAUCUCCAAUAGCUGAUAAAUUACUAAUAAAAAGAAAGCUAGAAAUGAAGCAAUAUUUGACAAAAAUGUUUAUUUGAAAACUUCAGAACUUCAAAACCAAACCAAACUUCAAAGUCUUUGAGACUACAAAGUUUCAUAAAGACAAAACAAAAAUCUACACCCGAUCCUAUUGUGAUAUUUCAUACAACUGUGGUCAAAGAGAAAAAAAUAUCCUCAAAUUUUCUGGUAAGAAAAUUAAAUAACCCACAAAAGUUCAGGGAACUAAACUUGAGUCCUCUGCAAAAUCAACAAGCAUUCUUAAAUCCUGAGCUAUCCCUCCCUCAUUCACAUGUGCAUUCUUAUCAGCAAAACUAGAUGGGAAACAGGGAAAUUACAUAUUAUUGUUAAUGUAGAUAAGACACUAAUUACAGCCAAAACCCAACAAUAGAACGCAAGAACUACAUUUGGCAUGUCUUUAUCUUUUAACCACUUAUUCCUCAAAUUCCCAAAACACUUCUUAAAUUACUAUUUUUUUUUUUAACUUUAUGUGUAUGGGUGUCCUGCCUGCCUGCAUGUUUGAGCAUUACGUGUGUGCCUGUGACCAGAAGAGGACAUUGGGUUUCUUGGCACUGGAGUUACAGAUGGUGAGUCACCACGUGGCUGCUGGGAAUCAAACUCAAGUCACUGGGAGAAGUAGCCAAUACUCUUAGCUGCCGAGCCAUCUCCACAGUUCCAUAUCCCCAAAAUUAAAAUUGUCAAUUAUUCUUAUUUGGAUAGCGUCAUUCUAUCCUCUGAAUCUCAUAAAUGUGGGGACUCAAGUUUCUGCGUGAAUUCUUUUAAAAAAAUAAUCUAUUUAUGUAUUCACUUUACAUCCAGAUCACAGGCCCUCCCCCCUCUUCUGUUUCCACCUUCUUUCCCACUUCCCUACUCCUUAGAUAAGGGGAGCCUCCCACUUCCUCAAGUCAAAUCAGAACUUAGUGCAUCUUCUUCUCCUGUGGCCUGGUGAGGAAACCCCGCCAAGGGGAAGCGAUUGAAAAGCAGGCAACAGAGUCCAUGUCAGAGACUGCUCUCUCUCCCCUUUCUAGGGAACCCACAUGUUGGCCAAGCUACCCAACAUCUGAGUAUGCGUAAGGGCCUCCCAGGUCGAGUCCGUGCAUGGUCCUUGGUUGGUGUGCGUAAGCUCACCCGGGGCCUAGGUGAGUUGGCUCUGUUAGUCUUCUUGUGGAGCUCCUAUUCUUCCCCCAUUCUUCCACAAGACUCCAUGUGCUCCCCCCAGUGUUUGGCUGUGAGUCUCAGCAUCUGUUUCAACCUGCUGUUGGGUGGAGACUCUCAGAGAGCAGCUGUGCUUGUCUCCUAUUUGUAAGCAUAACAGAGUACCGGUAAUAGUGUCGGGGGUUGGCUCUCUCCCACGGGGUGGGUCUCAGGUAGGGCCAGGCAUUGGUUGGACAUUCCCUCAAUCUCUGCUCUAUCUUUAUUCUUGCCUAUCUUGUAGGCAGGGUAAUUUUUGGAUGGAAGUUUUUGUGGGUGGGUUGGUGUUCCCCUCCCUCCACUAAGAGUCCAGUCUAGUUAGAGGGUGGCCUCUUUAGUCUCUCUGACCCUUGCCACUAAGAGUCUCAGCUAGAACCACCCCCGUAUCCUCCCAGGAGACUAAACAUGUGUUUUGCUAAAUGUUAGUUCACACGCAUGCAAUUUCCAUAGAGGCCAGGAGAGGGCAUCAGAUCUCCCCGAAACUCCAUGUGAGUGCUGCGAACCAAACUAGAUCCUCUGUAAGGGCAGUCUGGUUCUUUAACCACUGAGUUAUCUCACACAUUACGUUCUAAAGAAACAAUACGUGUAUAUAUAUAUGUGUGUGUGUGUGUGUGUAUUUAAGGAUGAUAUCAGACAAAACCUACAUAUAUGCAGUUCACCUGGAUCUGAGGAAAGAGGGAAUUUAUUCAUUACUAAGAAAUAAGACAAUUCCUAAAUUAUAGUGUCUGUGCACAAAAUGUUAGAGUGUUGUUAAAUGUGCUACUAUUGAAGGCAGCAGGCAUAGAGAAACAAACAGAGGACUUGUUCUCACGGGUUAUGGGUUCUGUCUGCUUCUACAGACGCUGCUGAGAAAUUUCUGGAUCUAAUAUAAUUAGUAAACAAGUAAAUACUGAAUGGAUAGUGAAGGAAUAGUUAAUAUCCAUGCGAUGCUUUGUCUUCCAUGUACGCAAGAUGUUCAUGAUCUUGUAGUCAGUUUCCUGCUGUAAACAUUUGACAGCAUGAGGAACAGGACAUACUGAAAACCAGUGCUUGGAUGCAGAGAAACUUGCUUCCAGGGACCUGAGGUUAAUGUAACAGCUAAUCUCUUCCUCCCCCACCCUCUGUCUCUGUCUCACAGUCUCUCUGUGUGUCUCUUCUUGCUCUCUCUCUGUGUGUUGGUACAUUGCACACGAGUAUGCUUCAAAUAAAGGCUAGAAAACAACCUUUGUUACCAUCCUUAGAAACAUUGUCCACCUCCUUUGAGACAAUGUCUCCUGUCAGCCUGGACACAGCUCACUAAUUAGGCUAGACUGGCUAGCCAAGAAGCCCCAGGGAUCCUCCUGCCUUUCUCCCUCCAGCUAUGUGAAUUUAACUCCCAAGCCAACACGCCUGACAUUUUUACAUGGGUGAAUCAAACUCAGUUCCAGUGCUAGGUAAGUACUUUACUAGGUGAGUAAAGUCUCCCCAGUCUGAGGAUACAACAUCUCUCUAAAUAUUAUGCUUUCUAAUAUCCAUAAGAAUGAUGGUUGCAAAUAGCAUACACCCAAUGCUACUGAGAUAUAGGUGAAAAUUCAGAUUUAUCCUGUUACCCUGAGAAUAGUCGCAUUGCUUCAUUGCGAUCCAGCUUUAAAAAAAAAAUUAUGGGAGGCUUUGAGAUACCAUCGUUUCCGAUUUGUUUAUUUCUGUAAUUUAGGAAAUUCUUUUCUGCUCUGUCCUUUCCAAGCUGGUCUUUUACAAUUUUAGUUUAAAGUACUCCAUUAAAAGUCAACUCUCCUAUUGGGGUCUAACCUGAAGAAAAAAAAAUGUUAAAGCCCAGCUUCUUCCUGGUUUGGUAGUUGUGAACCUUCCAAUAUGUCCAGCCAACCAUCUGCAACCACAAAUUCCCUGCUGAGAAACCGGCGAGGGCAGCGAGAGAAGAGAACAGCGCAGGAGUCAUCCUCUGAGCAGUUUCUUUGGCAGUCACUGUGAACUCUGAAGAAUUCUCUCCAGAAACCAGAGUUAAACAAAACCGCUCGCUAUAAAGCACAAUUAAAACCAAGACAUAGCAGUGAUCCAAAAGAAGAAACGUGAAUUCUCCUCCGGGACAGAAAUCUGUGGAUGGACUUUUUGAAGAUUCCUGCUUCAGCUCUCCUUGGAACUUUCACAUUUACUUCCUUUAAAAAAAUAAGUCGAAAUGAGGAAGAGACACUUAAGGCUGGGUCAGCAACUGUGGGCUCUUCUCUGCAGGAACUGGCGCAGAAAGUGCAGGAUGAGAAGAGAAACGUUGAUGGAAUGGUUUUUCUCAUUUUUUCUAAUAUUCUUUGUAUACCGAUUAUCCUCCAAUUUACAUCAAAUUCAUGAUGCUCCUCAAAUGCCUGAAAUGGAUAUGGGACGUGUUGAUAAUUUUAAUGAUUCUUACUAUAUUAUUGAAUAUGCUCCUGAGUCCAAAACCACCCAGGAAAUAAUGAACAAAGUGGCGUCAACUCCAUUCAUGAAAGGGAAAAGAAUCGUGGCAUGCCCUGAUGAAGAAAGCAUGAAUAAAGUUCAUUUAGGUUACCCCGUGGAUGAGGCGAGAGUCAUCUUUCGGGAUACGUUCUCAUAUCAUUUGAAAUUUCCUUGGGGUCAGAGGAUCCCUAGGACGAAAGAACACAAAGACCAUUCAGCUCCUUGUGAACGAUUUGACAACAAAAUAAUUUGUGAAAAUUCAAUCUUCUGGGAAAAAGGCUUUGUAGCCUUUCAAGCUGCCAUUAAUGCUGGUAUCAUAGAGAUCACAACAAAUCAUUCAGUGAUGGAAGAGCUGAUGUCAGUAAUUGGUUCAAAUAUGAAGAUACCACCCUUUAUUGCCCAAGGAGGAGUUACAACUGAUUUCUUUAUUUUCUUCUGUGUUAUCUCCUUUUCUUCAUUUAUAUACUAUUUGUCAGUCAACAUUACUCAAGAAAGACAACACAUUACAGCGCUGAUGGCUAUGAUGGGCCUUCGAGAGUCUGCUUUCUGGCUUUCCUGGGGUUUGAUGUACGCUGGCUUUAUCCUUGUUGUGGCCAUUUUGAUGACUCUUAUUGUGAAAUCUGCCCAAGUGGUUGUCUUAACUGGUUUCCUGGUGGUGUUUCUUCUUUUUCUCCUUUAUGGCCUGUCUUUGAUAACUUUAGCCUUUCUCAUGAGUGUGUUGUUAAAGAAACCGUUUCUCACUGGCUUGGCUGUCUUCCUCCUUACCGUCUUCUGGGGGAGUCUGGGAUUCACAGCAUUAUACAAACAUCUUCCUGCCUUUAUGGAAUGGACCUUGUGCUUUCUUAGUCCAUUUGCCUUUACUACUGGAAUGGCCCAGCUUAUACAUUUGGAUUAUGAUGUGAACUUUAAUGUUAAUUUGGAUUCUCCAAACAACUCAUACCUAAUCAUAGCCACCUUUUUCAUGUUGGUUUUGGAUGCUCUUCUCUAUUUGGUACUGGCAUUGUAUUUUGACAAAAUUUUACUCAGUAAGUAUGGGCAUCAGCAUUCUCCAUUGUUUUUCCUGAAGUCAUCUCAUUGGUGUCAACACAGAGGAGCUAAUCGUGUGGUCCUUGAGAAUGAAACAGAUCCCGAUCCUUCACUGAAUGACUCCUUUGAACCAGUGUCUCCAGAAUUCCAUGGGAAAGAAGCCAUCAGGAUCAAAAAUCUUAAAAAGGAAUAUACAGGAAAGCAUGGAAAAGUAGAAGCAUUAAGAGGUCUGGGUUUUGACAUAUAUGAAGGCCAGAUUACUGCUCUCCUUGGUCACAGUGGAGCUGGGAAAACCACUUUGAUAAAUACACUCAGUGGACUGUCACCCCCAACUACAGGUUCUGUCACCAUCUAUAAUCACACAAUCUCAGAGACGGGUGCCUCUGACACCAUCACCGAGAUCACUGGAGUCUGUCCACAGUCCAACGUACAGUUUGGUUUUCUCACUGUGAGAGAAAAUCUCAGGCUUUUUGCUAAAAUAAAGGGAAUUCUGCCCCAUGAAGUGGAGCAACAGGUACAACAGGUCUUACAGGAUUUAGAAAUGGAAAAUAUUCAAGACAGCCUCGCUCGGAAUUUAAGCGGUGGACAAAAAAGAAAACUGACUUUUGGGAUUGCCAUUUUAGGAGACCCUCAGGUUUUGCUACUCGAUGAACCAACCGCUGGGUUGGAUCCACUUUCAAGGCAUCGCAUAUGGACCCUCCUGAAAGAGAGGAAGCGAAACAGAGUAAUUGUGGUUAGCACUCAGUUCAUGGACGAGGCUGAUAUCCUGGCUGACAGGAAGGUGUUUAUAUCCAACGGGAGACUGAGGUGUGCAGGCUCCUCCCUGUUCCUGAAGAAGAAAUGGGGCAUUGGCUAUCAUCUAAGCUUGCAUCUGAAUGAAACAUGUGAUCCAGAGACUAUAACAUCACUGGUCAAAAAGCACAUUCCUGACGCCAGACUGACUGCAAAAAGUGAAGAAAAACUGGUCUAUAUCUUGCCCCUGGAGAGGACAAACAAAUUUCCAGACCUUUACAGGGAUCUUGAUAGGUGUUCUGACCAAGGCAUUGAGAAUUAUGGUGUUUCCAUAACAACGCUGAAUGAGGUAUUCCUGAAAUUAGAAGGGAAGGCAGUGACUGAUGAAUCAGAUGCUGGAAUUGGUGGGCAGUUACAGAGCAAUGGGCCAGAAGAUGUGGGAAGCCCUGUUGAGCUGGAGGGAGUGCUGUCCCUAGAUCCAGCAGGAAGCACAGUGAGCGGCAUGGCACUGUGGAGGCAGCAGCUCUGUGCAAUUGCAAAGGUUCGCUUCCUCACACUCAAGAAAGAAAGGAAAAGCCUGGUGACCCUGUCAUUGCUUUUUGGCAUUAGCAUCCUCCCCCAACUUUUGGAAUAUCUAGUCUAUGAGCUAUACCACAAAAGCUACGCGUGGGGACUGUCUCCAAGUAUGUAUUUCCUCUCACCAGGACAGCCGCCACAGGAUCCUCUGACCCACUUGCUCAUCAUCAAUAAAACGGGCUCAAGCAUCGAUAACUUUGUGCAUUCACUAAGACAGCAGAGCAUAGCAUUAGACAUGGAUGCCCUGGGGACCAGAAAUGGUACGGACGAGGCAACAUACAAUGGCGCUAUCACGGUGCUGGGUAACGGAAAGGAUCUCAGGUUUUCAAUAGCAUGUAAUGCCAAAAGGCUAAACUGCUUUCCAGUCCUCAUGGAUAUCAUUAGUAAUGGACUGCUUGGAAUUUUUAAUUCUUCAGAACGCAUUCAGACGGACAGAAGCACGUUUUUUGAAGAGCAUAUGCUUUAUGAGCAUGGGUACAUGAGCAGUGCAUUCUCCUGGAUACCAAUGGCUGCCAGUCUCACACCUUACAUCGCCAUGGGCAGCAUCCGUGACUACAAAAAAAAGGUCCUUUCCCAGCUGUGGAUUUCAGGCCUUUACCCAUCUGCUUACUGGUGUGGACAGGCUCUCGUGGACAUUCCCCUGUACUUCCUGAUUCUCCUUCUCAUGCAAAUAAUGGACUGUAUUUUUAGCCAGGAGGAGAUCAUAUUCCUCAUUGAAAACCUGUUAAUUCAGAUCCUGUGCAGUAUUGGAUAUGCGUCAUCUCUUGUUUUCCUAACAUAUGUGAUUUCAUUCAUUUUUCGUAAUGGCAGAAAAAAUAGUGGCAUUUGGUCGUUUUUCUUCUUAAUUGUCACCAUGUUCUCCAUUCUUGCUACUGACAUAAAUGAGUAUGAGUUUCUAGGGCUCCUAUUCUGCACAUUUUUAAUACCCCCCUUCACACUGACUGGCUCCCUACUAAUUUUUUCUGAGGUUUUUUAUGACUCUGAGGAUGACGUAGGAGCAUCAAAGUCUCAUGUGGGAUUUCUGGCAUUGCUGAUACCUUAUGUCCAGUUUUUUCUUUUCUUUUUUGUUCUCCGAUGUCUGGAAAAGUACCUCAGGAACAAAUCGCUAAGAACGGACCCUGUGUUCAGAAUUUCUCCAAGACGCGUUAAGCCUUUUCCAAACCCAGAAGAGCCUGGAGAAGAGGAUGAAGAUGUUCAGGUGGAAAGAAUGAGAACAACAGGUGCUGUGACUACCCUACAGGUGGACGAGAAACCAGUCAUUGUUGCUAGCUGUCUGCGGAAGGAAUAUACAGGCAAAAAGAAAAAAUGCUUUUCGAGAACGAAGAAAAAGAUUGCCACAAGGAACAUCUCCUUCUGUGUUAAAAAAGGUGAAGUUCUAGGGCUCUUAGGACACAAUGGAGCUGGGAAAAGUACAAUGAUUAGUAUGAUAACAGGAGACACCAUGCCAACUGCAGGUCAGGUACUUGUGAAAGGGAGUGGUGAAGGGGACUCCCUUGGCUUCCUGGGGUACUGCCCUCAGGAGAACGUGCUGUGGCCCAUCCUGACGGUGAAGGAACACCUGGAGGUGUACGCUGCUGUGAAGGGGCUGAAGAAAAAGGAUGCAUUGGUCACCAUUACACGGUUGGUGAAAGCACUCAAACUGGAGGACCAGUUGAAGGCUCUUGUGAAGACCCUAUCAGAGGGUGUGAAGAGAAAGCUUUGUUUUGUGCUGAGCAUCCUGGGGAACCCAUCUGUGGUGCUUCUGGAUGAACCGUCAACCGGGAUGGACCCUGAAGGGCAGCAACAAAUGUGGCAGGCGAUCCGGGCCACCUUUACCAACACAGAGAGGGGUGCCCUCCUGACCACUCAUUACAUGGCAGAGGCGGAGGCUGUGUGUGACCGCGUGGCCAUCAUGGUGUCUGGAAGGCUGAGGUGUAUUGGUUCUAUCCAACACCUGAAAAGCAGAUUUGGCAAAGAUUACCUGCUGGAAAUGAAGGUGAAGAACCCCUCGCAGGUGGAGCCACUCAACACCGAGAUCAUGAGGCUUUUCCCCCAGGCUGCCCGGCAGGAAAGAUACUCCUCUCUGAUGGUCUAUAAGCUGCCCGUUGAUGAUGUACGACCUUUAUCACAGGCUUUCUUCAAAUUGGAGAGACUGAAAGAGAACUUUGAAUUGGAAGAAUACAGCCUCUCACAGUCCACUCUGGAGCAGGUCUUCCUGGAGCUCUCCAAGGAGCAGGAGCUGGGUGAUUUUGAGGAGGAACUAGAUUCCUCAGUGAAGUGGAAGCUCCUCCCACAGGAAGAGCCUUAACUUUCUAAGCAUUCCCUUUCUCUUCAAGCUUGUUUAAAGACAGUAUUUAUAAUAGCAUCGAUGUGCCUUUCUCAUCUCAGAUGCGGCACUAAGUACUUCCAAAGCUCGUGCCAGAAUUUUUUUUAUUUAACUUUUAUUAAUUACACUUUAUUCAUUUUGUAUCCCCCCCAUAAACCCCUCCCUCCUCCCCUCCCGGUCCCACCCUCCCCCCCUUUCUGCAUGCAUGCCCCUCCCCAAGUCCACUGAUGGGGGGGUCCUCCUCUCCUUCUUUCUGAUCUUAGCCUAUCAGUUCUCAUCAGAAUGGCUGCAUUGUCAGGGUUCUAGGUUAUCUCCAUGAAUAGUCCUUGGUUGGAGUAUGAGUCUCUGGGAAGUUCCCUGUGUUCAAAUUUUCUUGUUCUGUUGCUCUCCUUGUGGAGUUCCUGUCCUCUCGUGUCAGAAUUUUUAAGUAAUGGCCAAAGGGAGAACAGGCUAGAACACACAGCCAGAGUGCCCUUAACCAAGGCACGUUUCACACAGUAUGGAGUUUUAAAGUCCAUUGAUAAUAGUAUCGAUGUUUCUGAGCUCCAGAGACUGAUUGAUCUUCCCCUGAAUUUCAAAACAUUACCUAUUUUCUUUCCUUCUGGUCUGGGGAAGGUAUAAUGUAAACAAUGUUGACUUCAGGGAGAAGAGAAUCGAUGGCUUUCCCAACAGCACAGUGUUUGCUUUUUGUAACUCACUCUGACCUGUUCCUCAUCCAUUGGGUCUUCUUUUCUGACAGUUUGCAGACUUUGGGCUACAGAGAAAUGUUUUGUCCGUUGUGACUACAAAAGCAACUUUACACUUGUUGGGGUAAACACACGCAAUCAUUAAAUGAUGGGCUGUAUAUUUCUGAAAUCUUGACUUUUAAAAAAUGAUGCAAAAGGUGUGCUCUUAGGUUAAAGGACUAGUUUUGCAAGCCUUUACUUACCAAGUCUGUGAGCUCUACAGCCUAGUUACUGCAACAUCAGUACAAUUACCCUGAACCCUUAUCUAUGAGAUUUCUGUUGUUACUGCUGUUAUUGUUAGUAAUUCACCAAACAUUUACAGGCAGUUAUGUGAAAAAAUUUACCUUGAUGCCAGGGUUGUAUUUUCAUAGUUUACAUGAAUAUCAAGUACCCUAAACUCGUGAGAAUUCUCAUGGCAGAUCUUGAGCCAAGGCUCCAAGCCUUUAAUUUUAAAAGGAGACAUUAAUGCUGGCCCCUACCGAUUCACCUGGCUUUAUAAAUGACAAAUUAAUUGAUACAAAUCAAUAUGUUAAAUGCACUUUAGUUGGGGUCAGAAGAAAGUGGCUCAGCAAGGAAAGGUACCUGUUGCCAAGCCUGAUGACCUGAGUUUAACCCUUGGAUACCUGUUGUGGAAGGAGAGAACCAUCCCAGGUUGUUUUCUGACCUCCAGCCACAUGUGGUAUCAUGCAUGUGUCUACACAUCUGCACUCAGAACAAACAAACAAACAAAAACAAAAUAAAAAUAUAAUUGGCAUCA